CCUAUAUCAUACUUUACGCUCUCUCAUAAACCAUCUAGCUAGUGUUAAGCAUCGCUACAGAUUCCUCUUCUCAAGCAAUGGAGACUGAUCUGAUAUACGAUGAUUCAAAUUCCGCGACACCCUCAAACCCUAGCCGAACCCUAGUUCUGGUCGGUCGUACUGGAAACGGAAAGAGUGCAGUAGGGAACAGUAUCCUUGGAAGAAAGGCGUUUAUGUCCAAAUUAUGUUCCCGUGGAGUCACCAACACAUGUCAGUCAGAAAGAGUUGUGCAAGAUGAUGGCCAAAUUAUCAAUGUCAUUGAUACUCCUGGACUAUUUGAAAUUUCAAAGGCAGCUGACUCUAUCGAGAAAGAAAUUUCAAGGUGCACAACAAUAGCCAAAAAUGGAAUCCAUGCUAUCCUGUUGGUGUUCUCUGUGAGGGAUGGUCUUAGAGGAGAUAAGGAAGUGUUUAGUCACUUGCAAACCCUUUUCGGCAGUAAAAUCGCUAACUAUAUGAUCAUUGUCUUUACGGGUGGUGAUGAAUUGGAAGUGACUUUGGAGGAUUAUUUGACUCCACAAGAGUGUCCACCAUUCCUAAACGAAAUUCUUGAGCUAUGUGACAACCGAUUGGUACUGUUUGAUAACAAGACCAAAGAUAAUCUCAAGAAGGUUGAGCAAGUUGAGAAGCUUCUUGCACUUGUUGAGUUGCUUGCAAAGCAGAACAAUGGUAAACCCUAUACGAAAGAGUAUUUCAAUGAGCUACAGGUAGAGACUAAAGAAUCAGAAAUGACGCUAGAGAAACAACUAGCUGAUCAAGAGCAAGAUGCUCGAUUUGAGUAAGAGGCUGAAAGAGUAGUAGACAAAGGAAUUUAAGAGAAAGUUGCAAUAAUGCAUCAACCUUAGAUUUCGAUAUAUUUCUUCAUUUACUUUUAUGUAUAUGGUUUUUUUUUUUAUUGUUCCUUUUUAAUGUCACUAUCUGGUUUUAUGAUUUAAAGACAAAAUCAUGUGGCUACAUACAUUAUUAUGGUGUUUUCUUUUAGUGUAUUUUAUUUUUAUUUUA
This is a messenger RNA of Camelina sativa (false flax), 1038 nucleotides long. RefSeq names its product immune-associated nucleotide-binding protein 9-like. The record is from RefSeq and is a predicted model, not a curated record. Gene Ontology annotation, molecular function: GTP binding. NCBI's taxonomy places the organism in Eukaryota, Viridiplantae, Streptophyta, Magnoliopsida, Brassicales, Brassicaceae.